AUGUAUCUUCUGCAGACUCUGAGGACGGAUUUAGAGAAGUACUGCCCUGUGGAGGGUCUGGAGGACCAGUUUGUGAACAUCCUCCUCAUAGGACAAGUCGGAUCUGGUAAAUCAAGUUUCUUCAACUCGGUCAACUCCGUGUUCCGGGGCCGCAUCACAAACAAGGCGAGGAGUGGCGGGGCGGAGCACAGUCUCACCACAACGUUUCGCAUGUACAAGAUCAAGUCCAAAGAGACUGGAUACCCGUUAAAAUUCCGCCUGUGUGACACGAGAGGCCUAGAAGAAGGUCACAGCUUAGAUAUUGUGGAUUUUGUUUCUAUCUUAGAUGGUCAUAUUACAGAUGGGUAUGAGUUUAACCCAUACCUGUCAGUAACACCAGACAGUCAUGGGUACAACAAGAGUCCAGCGGUGGGUGACAGAAUCCACUGCAUCGCCUUUGUGAUGGACAGCUGUACCCUGGACGUGUUUCCAGACAAACUCCUGCACACGCUGAAAAGUCUGCAACAAAAGGCAAACCAACGAG
This is a messenger RNA of Gigantopelta aegis, 523 nucleotides long. Its product is annotated as interferon-induced protein 44-like. Gene Ontology annotation, molecular function: GTP binding. The record is from RefSeq and is a predicted model, not a curated record. The annotation marks the transcript as partial. NCBI's taxonomy places the organism in Eukaryota, Metazoa, Mollusca, Gastropoda, Neomphalida, Peltospiridae. The transcript has 3 exons.